AUGAAGACUAUACUACGAAAAUCGGGCGACGGUACAACAUCGUCUCCUGCUUCGACUACAAAGACAUUCACCAAGAGACUUUCUGCUGCACCACAGCCAGAGCCACAACCAGAGGAGACGGCAGCAGAGCCGGAAAUGCUCAGCCCCGACCUUUCGGCCGACGAAGAAGUUGCGCAGGCAUAUGUCGCCGACUACCAGAGCGCGGCCCAGGUACCGAGAGCACAGAUUUAUGAAGAACGCGCCAGGAAACUAGGAGACCAUUACGGCGUGGAAAUCGAGCCAACAGGCUGGCAUGCGACUGAAGGCGAGGUUUAUCGAAUAGAGAAGCCGAUCCGCGUACGUGUACACAAAGAUUGUCACCGAUGUCAGACCUCUUUUGGAAACAGCAGCCAAUGCCCCAAUUGCAACCACCAUUACUGUUCAAAAUGCGGCCGGGAUCCGCCCAAGCGUACCGACUCUCAGAAACAGGCCAGCAGGGAAAAACGGGAAAAGGCCGAGACGUCGGCCAUGAUGCGGAAACAGGAACAGUUUGCGCCCAUCAUACCGCACUACGGCCUUGCCGAACCGAUUGUGGUGACGCGCCCGAGCAGAACUGGAGGCCAGCCGUUGGUACACAAGGUCCCGCGCAUGAGGCUUCGGAGGAGUUGUCACAGGUGCAACACUACCUUUACUCAGAGCACGCGCGUUUGUGAGAACUGCGGCCAUCGUCGAUGUGACGAUUGCCCCAAGACUCCGCACAAGAAAAAGAAGUACCCAUACGGAUACCCUGGCGACGAGGACGGAACUUCCUCGUCUGCCUUUUACGAAUGUCACGAGUGUCACGAAAACUUCCCAGCGCAUGCCGAUGAUGGUGUUAGAUGCGCAAAUUGCUCUCAUGAAAAGUGCCCGGAAUGCCGUCGCAUGCCGCGCCGGGUGGUGAAUCUGGAACCGAAUCCAGAUAUACUACGAGGAAUAUCGAGUCGUUUCGAGCACCUGGAGUUGACCGAACCGAUUUCGAUUUAA
Pestalotiopsis fici W106-1 is the source of this 1002-nucleotide messenger RNA. RefSeq lists its product as uncharacterized. The coding region runs from base 1 to 1002 and encodes 333 amino acids. The transcript has 3 exons. The record is from RefSeq and is a predicted model, not a curated record. Lineage: Eukaryota; Fungi; Ascomycota; Sordariomycetes; Amphisphaeriales; Sporocadaceae.